Molecule: messenger RNA, 2148 nt
Organism: Cucurbita maxima (winter squash)
Lineage: Eukaryota; Viridiplantae; Streptophyta; Magnoliopsida; Cucurbitales; Cucurbitaceae
Product: cysteine protease ATG4-like
Exons: 10
Coding region: 430-1875 (481 amino acids)
Molecular function (GO): protein-phosphatidylethanolamide deconjugating activity
Source: RefSeq, a predicted model, not a curated record
UAGUGUUUGUUGAUACAAACACUCUCUUUUCUUCUUGGAACCUCAUCGCCUACGCAAUUACAAUCAAUUCUUGAUCGCUCGCGGUUGAAGCCUCACAAUUUUCUGAAAUUGGGAGCCCAUUAUUUUAAAUAGAAUUCCAACUUUGAUUGCUUCUUCCUCGGAGUCUCUCUCGCCGAAUAGAGGAUGCUGGAUUUUAACGCCUUUGAGUAGUUCGAAUGGGUUUGUUCGCUUUCAGUGGUCCGUUCAUGACUUGGCAGUUUUAAUCUUGGAGUCAGCCCCUCUUACCCUCGUAGCUCUACCAAAUUCUCACCAUCUACUGUCUUGGCCAAGCCUUUGACAGGGACAUCAUGUUAUCACUUGUCAUAAUUAACUUUGUCGUGAGCACGCGACUUUGAAAACCAGAAAUCAUUGUGGUAAUGAAGGAUUUUCAUGGGAAGGGGGAAAGAUCUAAAUUCAACAUGCUCUUCUGAAAGUGUAACUGAUAUUGUAGAUAGAAGUCAGCAAUCUAUUUGUCCCACGUUAGGGUCUAGAAAUCAUAUAUCCUCCAAAGCCUCCUUAUGGUCAGGCUUCUUUACAUCUACUUUUUCAGUCUUUGAACAUAACAAGGAGUCCUCUGUCAGUGAAAAGAAGGCAGUUCAUUCUCGACACAAUGUCUGGACAACUGUAAGAAGAGUUAUGACCAGUGGCUCAAUGAGGAGAAUACAAGAGCGCAUACUGGGUUCUCGCAGGAGUGGUGUUUAUAGCUCUGGUGGUGAUAUAUGGCUCCUCGGUGUGUGCCAUAAAAUUUCCCAAGAUCAGGCUUCUGAUGAUGUAGUUACUAGUGACAGCAUAGCAGGAUUUGAGCUAGACUUUUCAUCUAGAAUUCUGAUGACCUAUCGUAAAGGUUUUAAUGUUAUUCAAGACUCAAAAUACACCAGUGAUGUAAAUUGGGGUUGCAUGCUUAGAAGCAGCCAAAUGCUUGUUGCUCAGGCAUUACUUUUUCAUAGAUUAGGAAGAUCUUGGAGAAAGACUUCACAGAAGCCACUGGACAAAGAAUAUGUUGAAAUUUUGCAUCUUUUUGGUGACUCGGAAACGUCAGCAUUUUCGAUCCAUAAUCUUCUUCAGGCAGGAAGGCCCUAUGACCUUGCUGCUGGGUCAUGGGUGGGACCAUAUGCCGUAUGUAGGUCAUGGGAGACUCUAGUCCGCUUAAAGAGGGAGACUCCUACGCCCCAAGACCUGCAACUUCCAAUGGCCAUUUACAUUGUUUCUGGAGAAGAAGAUGGAGAGAGAGGUGGUGCUCCAGUUUUAUGCAUUGACGAUGCGUCAAGACAUUGUUUUCAGUUUUCUAACGGCCAACUUGAUUGGACUCCCAUUCUGUUAUUAGUUCCUUUGGUUCUUGGACUUGAAAAAAUCAAUCCAAGGUACAUCCCAUCAUUACGAGCAACAUUUACCUUUCCCCAAAGUCUCGGGAUCUUGGGGGGGAAAGCUGGUGCUUCAACAUACAUCGUGGGUGUUCAAGAUGAAAAUGCCUUUUACCUUGAUCCACAUGAGGUUCAGCAGGUAGUUAAUACUGACAAGGAUGACCUAGAGGCUGAUACUUCCUCUUAUCACUGCAAUGUCAUCCGUCACAUCCCGUUAGAAUCAAUAGAUCCUUCUCUAGCAAUCGGGUUUUAUUGUCGAGACAAAGAUGAUUUUGAUGACUUCUGUUAUCGGGCAUCAAAGUUAGCAGGCGACUCAUACGGAGCUCCAUUAUUCACAGUUGCUGAAACACAUUCCUCAAAUUCAGUGAGACACGGCAAUGCAUUGAAUGAUGGUAGUAGAUUAGUAGUGGACAAUGCCGAUGUGCACGUGCCAGACGACGAAGGGGCGCAGGAGGAUGACUGGCAAUUACUCUGAUGAAAAAACAAAGAACACCUUGGGGAAUCUGGGAUCGUUGAAUUCUGGCUAAUAUGACUGAAUAGAUGGGAAGGGUAUGCCUAAUAUGUCAAUUGUUUUAGUUUAUUUAGUGUUACUUGUGCCAAAUGCAUUAAGCCAAUUUAGGUUUUUAUUUGUUGAAUUUGUUUAUUCUUGGUUCAUUUUCGGAUGAGGUUAGCCUACAUUCGUGUGUAUGUGUAUAAUAAGCAGGUUCAAUUCCAAUUCAUAAUGAAUUAUUAAUGCUCUGAUUACUUA